Messenger RNA from Ipomoea triloba (trilobed morning glory), 4238 nucleotides. Its product is annotated as putative late blight resistance protein homolog R1B-17. The coding region runs from base 56 to 3649 and encodes 1197 amino acids. NCBI's taxonomy places the organism in Eukaryota, Viridiplantae, Streptophyta, Magnoliopsida, Solanales, Convolvulaceae. Gene Ontology annotation, molecular function: ADP binding. The record is from RefSeq and is a predicted model, not a curated record. The transcript is spliced from 5 exons. Gene Ontology annotation, biological process: defense response to other organism.
AAAAAAAAAACUUGCAAUUGCAUUUUCCCAUUGAAGCAAUCACAGAUCUGGAGAGAUGGCUUAUGUUGCUUUAACUUCUCUAAAGACAACAAUUGAGCUUCAGUUUCUGCAACCCACCCCAAGAGUUUCUUUUCGUGAUGAUCAAACACCACCCAUCAAAUCUUUCUAUCAAAACCUUUCUUAUUUGCAGGCCUUUCUGGAAAACAAAUCCAGUGCCAGUGCUGCAGCAAUCAAAUAUUUUGAAACCAUAUUAAGAGACUUUGCACUCAAAGUUGAAGAUGACAUCGAAAUGCAAGUGAGCAACUUUGUUGUGGCUAAGGCCAAAGCCAAAGACGACGACGCAGUGCAUAAAGAAGCAGCUUGCCAACAACUGUGUCAAAUCUUGCAACAAGCACAAGAAAAGACUGCAGUUGUGGUGGAGAUUAUCAGGAAUUAUUGUUUAACUUAUCUCAAGAUAAUAAUAGAUCAUCAUAUGAAGUCGUGUAUACAAUCCAAGGCGAGGAGGGUGGUUUAUGAUCAAAUUCAAACCCUAUUCAAAUCUGUCAUUAUUAUUCGUGGUCUUGCUGCAAGCAGAAUAGAUGACAUCAACUUACAACUCAGCAGUUUUCUUCUGGCCACAGACACAAUACAUGAAGAAGAAGCUUUCCAGGAAUUGUGUCAAACCUUGCAACAAGCGCAAGAACAGAGGGUGGAGAUCACCAACGAAGAAAAGGAGAGACAGAUGACUCUUGAAUGUUGUUAUGAUUUACUUAAUCUCUUGAAAAGAUUGGAUUAUGAUUAUCUUGGGUCGUCUUCGACCACACCCAGGGCAUGGGUGCCUGACAACGUUCAAACACUAGAAUCUCUCUAUCAAAAUUUCUUUGCUUUGCAAGAUUUUGUACUGAAUUCCAAGUUUGGUGGAUCCAGAGCUGAAAUCCAAAUCAGACACUUUGUACUCAAAGCUAAACAAGACAUCGAAAAACAAUUUGGAAACUUUUGUGUGGCCAAAGAAGAGCACCCCCUGCCAAAAGAAGCUUCAGAACAAAUCUUUCAAACCUUGCAUCAAAUAACAGAAAACGCAGCACAGCUGUUGAGCACUAUCCACAACACAAGAAGCAAAGAAGCUGCUGAUGAUGAUGUGGACAAUGAUACUCAGUCUGUGUGCUAUCCAAAACUUGAGGAGGGCAGAAUGAUCGGUCGUCAAAAUGACAUUAGUAUGAUAAAGAAUCGACUCUUCAGUCGCUUUCAAGGUCUGGAAGUAAUCCCAAUUAUUGGGAUGCCUGGCAUAGGAAAAACUACUUUAGCAAGAAAAAUCUUGGAAGAUCAAUGUGUUGCAUUGCAUUUCGAGGUACGAGGAUGGGUUACAAUGACUCAAAAUUACAAUGAGAGCAAAGUGCUACACGACCUUCUCCAGUCAAUUUCACCAAAUCAUGAAAUUAAAAAGGAAGCCUCUCUUCGGGAGCAGGUUCAUGAAUGCUUGAAGGAAAAGCGGUAUCUAAUUGUUUUAGAUGACAUAUGGAGCACUCAGCAUUGGGAUGAAUUAGAAGACUUAUUUUGCAAUUUCCCAGUGAAUGGAAGUUGCAUAUUGCUGACCACUAGAUUCUAUGGAGUGGCUGAUCAUGCCUGCACAAUCAAAGGUACAUAUCAUGUUAUGAGUUUACUAGAUCCAAAUGAAAGUUGGGAUCUAUUCUGUACUAUCUUUCCUCUUCAAAGGUAUAGGGCACCAAGUUUUGGAAAAUUCAGGAGUCACUUAUUCCAUGUUGUGAAAAUAUGUGAAGGAUUGCCAUUGUCAAUUGUUGUAGUUGCGAAGCGCUUAUUUGAAUGCAAAAACAACAUACAACAUGAAUUGAAAAAGAUUGAAAAGGAAAUAGAAUUGUUGGGAAUUCUAGAUUAUAGUGCGCUCAUUCCCAUGUACAAUCAGUUGCCAGAAUAUUUGAAAGGUUGUUUUCUAUAUCUUGGAGUCUUUCCAAAGCGCAGUGAGAUCCAAGUUAAAAUACUUCUUAGGUUAUGGAUUGCUGAAGGAUUUGUGAAACCAUCAAAGAAUAAGGAGUUAGAAAGGAUUGCUUAUUGUUACUUAAAGGACCUCAUUGAUACAAGUCUUGUGUUAAUCAGCAAACAAACUUUUUAUGGCAAAAAUAAGACUUGUAGGGUGCACAGUGUCAUGCAUAACAUCUGUUUUAGAGAGGCUCAGAAAGAGGGAAUUUUAUGUGCAGUAAAUAGUCGGAAACUUCCAACACCGUCAUUAAAUUCAUUUGCAAAUUCAUGCCGUUGGUUAAGUUUAUGCAAACAUAGGUUUGACUAUUAUGUGUUGUUUAGUUCAAACAUCCCUCGCUCCAUUUUCUUCUUUCAAGAAAACAGUGAAAUUUUUGUAUCCUUCAAGCUGUUAAGAGUUUUGGCAUUUGUUGAAUCUUCAUUCCUCCAAAGAUUCCCAAAGCAAUUAGGGGAUUUGAUAUUUUUAAGAUAUUUAUCGGUAACACAGUGGUUUGAGGGUCUCAGUGAUGUUGUGUCAAGUAAUGUGAAUUUGCAGACACUUAUUGUUUCCGGUAUUGACAGUGAAUCACAACUUGGAGCACCUACUCUCCAUUUGCCGUCAACAAUUUGGGAGUCACCACAGUUAAGACAUCUUAAACUUGGCACUUCCUAUGCUGUCAAUCCUCCAAGCAUGGUAAAAGAGAAUUUGCAAACAUUAUCUUGGGUGGAUCCAACUCAUUGUAGAAUUAGAGUGUAUUCCAAUUUUCCAAACAUAAAAAUACUGAAAAUUUUCUAUAAAGUAGACUUAGAGGCCAGCCAGAUUAGUGGAUCUUCCAGCAAUUGCUUCAGUUUGGAUAAGUUAGACUAUUUAGGACAACUUAAGAGUCUAACGAUUUCAGUUUCAGUUGGCUGCAUUGUAACGCUUCCUGAUAGGUGUAUUUUUCCUUUACAACUGAAGAAGUUGAAGUUGAGUGGUACUAAUCUUUCUGGGAGGGAUUUAACAAUAAUUGGGACGCUGCAAUGGCUUGAGGUACUAAAGCUGGAAAAUGCGUUCCAUGAAAAAGUAUGGGAAGUAGCUGAAGGAGGAUUCUAUAGAUUAAGAUUGUUGGUCCUUAAAGAUAAAAAGCUUGAAAGGUUGGAGGCUUACACGGAUUCUUUCCCAUGUCUUGAGCACCUAGUCCUAAGAUGUUGUGAGUGUUUGGAAGAGAUAUGUAGCAGUUUUGGAGAAAUUUUCUGCUUCAAGUCAAUUGAAAUGGAUAGGUUUAGCCACUGCCCUUCCAUUGUUGCUUCUGCUAGGGAUAUUCAAGAGAAGCUAAAGAAGAAUUUUGGAAAAGAAAAUUUUGAGAUUAAAAUCCAAGGGCAGGAGCAGGGGCCUGAAUAUAUAGAAGACGUUGAAAAGGCAAAUUCUAAGAUAAAAAUGGAGGAGGAGGGUGAAUCAUCAGCAGGGGCAGGGGGGCAGAUUGUAGAGGAAGAAAUUGGAGUUGGGAAAUUGAAGUCUUACAUCCACGAAUUAAAGAAAAAGAGAUCGAGAAAUCUGUUAAAGAUGAGCAAGCCCCUAAACUGGCUCUUCCAAGCAGAUUUGAGAAGAGCAACAUUAGAUAAGGGCAAUAUUAAGUUCAGCAUAUCUGGUAUCAACAUCAUACCAUUCUGGUGUUUCAGUCCAGUUGGAGGCCAUUCUCUGUUCUGUUGUUGGACAUAAUAAAAAGAUGCAGCAAUCAACGUAUAUAUAUGGUUUUGUCAAUGUUGCAUUUUCAAGGCUUUUAUAUAUAGCUCAGGUUCAGGUAUUUAUUAUUUUCACUAUAGGUGAGUGGUCACGAUCUGUUGUUAUAACAUAUGGUUUCAUAUUCACUUGCAUAUACUAUUUAAGGGAGAACAUAAUGAGUUCAUACGUCAUACAGUAAUUGUUUGGUCUUUUUCUUGUGUCUCAUUAUUACUCUGAGUGUGAUGUGUAAGUUCCAAUCCUUGCUCCAGGUGCAAGAAGACGGGAAUUGCUGUGUUAACCUUUAGGUGCGACGUUGUUGUGAGUUUGCACCGGUAGUGGCGAAUUCUCUUCUAUGGCCUACCAUGCUGCUACAUAGGCCAUGGUCUACAGUAAAAUUUGAUGUUCAAACUUAUAAACUCAAGUAAAUUUUCUUUAUCCUUGCGUUCAAUAUCAUUCAUUGAUCUCUCUAACUUGUAAUUGGACUCCGUAUUUUAUUUGAUCUGUUGCGUAUUUUUAUUAUAUUUAUUCAUAGUGAGUUAAAUAAUUCAUGAAUAGUGAAAAAAAUAAAGAAUUUUUAAAUUUUAAA